GACUACCCUCACAUCUCACAACGUCUCGACAAUCGCGUGGACGUCACCCAGUCUACUUGUACAGAUAGGAGAGAUCCAUAACUCGUAGUCUAGAGCUAAAUUCCCAUCAUGGGUAUCCCCAAGUUCUUCCGAUGGGUCUCAGAGAGGUAUCCUCUUACCUCUCAACUGAUUACUCCGAACUCAAUCCCAACCUUUGACAAUCUAUACCUUGACAUGAACGGGAUCAUUCACAAUUGUUCCCACCCUCCAUCGUCAGAAAACGAUGUGCAUUUCCGAAUCACUGAAGAACAGAUGAUCUUGGCGAUAUUUGCCUAUAUAGAUCACUUGUUCACAAAGAUCAAGCCGAAGAAGACGUUCUUCAUGGCCAUUGAUGGCGUAGCUCCGAGAGCUAAGAUGAAUCAGCAGCGAAGCAGGCGGUUCAGGACCGCUAGAGAUGCGAAAGAGAAGAGGGCAGAAGCUGAAAGACGAGGUGAAAUAUUGCCAGGGGACAAGGCAUUUGACUCAAACUGUAUCACACCUGGAACGCCGUUCAUGGCUCGUUUGUCGGCUCACUUGAAAUACUAUGUGACAAAGCGUAUAUCUGAGGAUGCAGAGUGGAGAGGUGUGAACAUCAUCCUCAGUGGACACGAUGUACCAGGAGAAGGAGAGCACAAGAUCCAAGAAUUCAUACGGUUGACGAAAGCUCAGCCGGAUUACAACCCUAACACACGACACUGUCUUUACGGCCUCGACGCCGAUUUGAUCAUGCUUGGUUUAUUGAGUCAUGACCCCCACUUUUGCCUCUUGCGAGAGGAAGUCACGUUUGGCAGAAAGACGAAGAAGUCAACAGGCCUCGCACACACUAACUUCUACUUGCUCCACCUAUCAUUACUAAGGGAAUACAUUGAUCUCGAGUUCUCCUCCCUCGCAACCCAGAUUCCGUUCGAAUACGAUCUUGAGCGCAUCAUUGACGAUUUUAUCCUCAUGGGCAUCUUUGUGGGCAACGAUUUCCUCCCUCAUCUACCAGACUUGCACAUCAAUGAAGGUGCUUUGGAAAGAAUCUGGACGAUCUAUAAACAGGUCAUGCCGAAAGCCGGAGGCUAUCUGAACGAGCACGGGACCAUAUCGCUACCGCGACUUCAGUUGAUGCUCGAUGAACUUGCAAGAUUCGAAGUCGAGAACUUUGAGGAAGAGUUUGCCGAUCAGAAUUGGUACAAGGGCAAACAGCAGAAGGAAAUCGACGCGAUGGAGAAGGCAAGAAAGAAGGGGAAGAUUGUCAUCACUAAGGAUCAACAAAAGCUCCUGAACAAGAUCAGAUCAUUUGUAACAAAACACCAAUCGAAACCGACGUCUAACGACCGCUGUACCUUUGUCAACACAUUUUCGGCGCGUGACCGUCGAUUCUUGCAAGAGCUUGCGGAUUCUUUACACCUGCACACGACCUGGGACGAAGUGGACGAUUAUGGGCAAUCUCUGGUUGCGCUAACGUUUGACAUGGAAGGUGUCAGUGAAGAUGGGGAUGGGGAUGUGGGUGAAGAAGCAAAUGCAGAGGCAGAUCAAGAUGCGGAAGACGAUGGAGAAGACGCAGACGAGUGGUCCAGCGAGGACGAUUCGGAGGGUGAUUUGGCCGUCCAAAGAGUGUUUCAGAAAUACGACAAGGCCAAGGUGGUAGAGAACGUCGUGGAUGACUUCGAAGAGAGCUACGAAGAAAAGCUCAAGGAAAAGAUGACUGAGUGGAAGAGGACUUACUAUAAGGAGAAACUCGAAAUCAACUAUGAUGAUCCCCGAAACCUUCACGAGAUCCUCUUCUGCUACGUCGAGGGUCUCCAGUGGAUCCUUAACUACUAUUACAAGGGGGUACCUAGCUGGAGCUGGUUCUACAAGUACCAUUUCUCGCCCAAGAUCACCGAUCUCAAGGGAAUCGCCGAAUACAAAUUUGACUUCGAUUACGGGAAGCCGUUUACGCCUUUCCAGCAAUUGAUGGGAGUUCUACCCGAAGAGAGUAAAGAGCACGUCCCGAGCGCUUAUAGGGAUCUGAUGACUGAAGAAACGUCACCUAUUAUCGAUUUCUACCCUCAAGAUUUCGCCUUGGACAUGAACGGCAAAAAGCAAGACUGGGAGGCAGUCGUGAAGAUCCCGUUCAUUGACCAGGCGCGGCUGUUGAAGGCCAUGGCGCCUCGCGAUGCCCGGCUGACGUCGGAAGAGAAGGAGAGAAACAAAGGAGGGGUCUUGAGCACUCUGUUCUUUUGGGACGAAGACAUUGAGACAACCUACCCUUCAUCGCUCCCUGGCUUUUUCCCCGACAUCGUCGUCUCACACUGCAAGCAGCAGCCUUUCCAUCUACCGACCUUGACAGAUGGCGUUGAUCUCAUUCUGGGUCUUCUUGACGGGGUUCAUCUGGGAGCAUCUGCUCUUGCAGGCUUCCCAUCGCUUCACACUAUCCCUCAUCACGGGACUUUAGGGUUCCAUGCGGUCAAUGUCUUCCAAUCAGACAGCCGCAAUCAAUCCAUGAUCAUCACUUUGGAUCAUCAAGAUAGAGACAAGACCGGAGACAUUGCGAACCAACUCGUCGGAAAGAAGACUUACCACUCUUGGCCGUACCUGCAGGAAGGAUUGGUAGUUGCCGUCUCUGAUGAUACCUACAAGUAUGAGCCGAAGCAGUUGACCGGAAAGUCUCCCAAAGUGGUGGCGACACAUCAUAAUCCAUUCCAGGCGAUUUCCUGGAAGAAGGCUGCGGACCAUGUGGAGCAUCACUAUAGCAAGCGCUUCGGUGUGAUUAUCGGAAAUGUGGAUAUUAUCCUGCAUGUCCGACCACUCAAGGGAUUGAAACGACUUGAUACUGGAGCUCUCGUUAAGGACUACGAGGGUCCUGAGAAGGAAAUCACCCAGGCAUACCAGCUGGCCGUUUCCCAUGUCACUUUUGAGGAUGAGAGAUAUCUGGAAAAGGAUGCGCCGCCCAUGGCUGAGGAGUUCCCGAACGGCGAAAAGGUGAUCUUCAUGGGCAGCAUGGCCUACGGCACUGCGGGCCAAGUCGUGAGCACCACCUCGACCUCCAUGGAUAUCGGCCUAGCAUACUUCCCUUCCGAGACUCGGGAAAACGCAGAAUUCUCUCGACUGGUGAUGACCCGUCCAACAAGUCGGUACCAUCCUGCCCCAACCCUCACGAGACGCCUCGGUAUCUCCGCACUCGCUCUAUCCAGAAUCACAUCAACCUUAUUGGUCAUGCUUGAUGAUGGAUCAAAAACCAACAUCGGAUUAUCACUCAAAUUCGAGAGCAAGGGUAUGAAAGUGCUUGGCUAUACACGACGCAAUGAUAGAGGCUGGGAGUAUUCUGAACUGGCCGCACAAGCUCUUGAGAAGUACAGAGCUGCAUUCCCCGGGCCCUUCCAGAAUCUAGAUAACCGAAGCGGAGACAUUGUAACGGCGACUGAGCUCUGCCCUACGUCUGAAGAUCCAGACAAGGUCAUCAAGUCCAUGCGUGCCUGGUUAAAACAGGAAGGCCUCGUCGAUCUUGAGCCCGUGUCCCUUUUCGCGGAACAACUCGAAAAGGAAACCGUCCACCUCAUUGAACAGUUUGCGGAUACUUGUCGGGCCCAGAAGACUCCAGGGGACAUCAAACGCGCAGUAGUCAAGGGUAUUCCCAGGCAAGCCGUGCUCAAACCGGCUCAUGCUGCAUAUCGUCUGCAAGGACAGAUCUUCCAGCUUGGGGACCGUGUCAUCAUGGUUGUGGACGCCGCUGCCGGUGGAGUGCCUUUGGCUCUGAAGGGUGUCGUCGUCGGCAUUGGCAAUCGAGAUAUUGAUGUGGUUUGGGAUGUGCCUUUUAUGGGCGGAGAAACCCUCAACGGAAGGUGCUCUGAGUAUCGGGGAUCGACUGUGCCUUUCACUUCCUGCCUGAACCUCACUCGACCCCAAUUCUCUGUCGGCGCGAACUCUGCGCCCACCCCAGUCGGCCAGAAUGCACCGUUCAAGCCUCGAUUUGGACCUCAGCCCGCUGUGCAGAUGCAGAAUUACCAUCCAGCCAUCGCUGCCAGGCAUCAAGCCCCUACUAAUGGUAACGGUCCUAUCGGUAGCGCUCGAAAUCCCGCUAGGAACCACCAUCCGCAUAAUGGGCAGAUACGUUAUGGCGAUGCCGCCAAAGGAGUCAGACCUGCGCCUCAGCAACCUGCAAAAAUGGCCCAUCAAGGCAAGCUUCAGAGUCUCUUGAUGGGUCAAGCCAGGGUACUGGCAGCCCAACAAACCGCUCGCAUCUCCGGUCAUGGGUCUCAACACAUCCGCCCACCACAGCACGUCGUCAAAAGCCCUGUCCGUCAUACCGCAGCUCUCCCUACCAGCCCAAGGAGCCAGAACGGGGUCCUCGACGUUACCGGACUUGGUCGUGGAGGUGGGAGAGGAGGAAGAGGUCGUGGCGGAGCUCGUGGUCGAGGCAGCAAGGGGAGAGGUAGGGCUGGUCCGUCGGUCACAGCGGAGUAAGAUGUCGCCGAAUAGCGCACUGCAGUCUAUCCAUGGUUGCACACUCUCUCCACUACCUAUCUAUUCUCGUCGAGCCUCUACGUCCACGUUGGGUGCAAUCUGACCUACAGUACUCCUUGGGUAGACAAAGCGGUCCGCUAAUUUCACGAGCA
Messenger RNA from Kockovaella imperatae, 4601 nucleotides. RefSeq names its product putative exonuclease. Gene Ontology annotation, biological process: nuclear-transcribed mRNA catabolic process; rRNA catabolic process. The transcript is spliced from 22 exons. Gene Ontology annotation, cellular component: nucleus. NCBI's taxonomy places the organism in Eukaryota, Fungi, Basidiomycota, Tremellomycetes, Tremellales, Cuniculitremaceae. Bases 109 to 4449 code for a protein of 1446 amino acids. The record is from RefSeq and is a predicted model, not a curated record. Gene Ontology annotation, molecular function: RNA binding; 5'-3' RNA exonuclease activity.